AUGGUUAAAGGAGAGAUUCUCACCCUCGGUGCUGCCGCUGGUGCCCUUGGAGGUGCUUAUAAGCUUGCCGAAUUCCUUAAUAAGGCUAAACGCGUCCGCGACGUCGGUCCUUCCAAUGCAGUCUAUGUGCGCAUCAUUGGCCGCGUCCAAUCCGACCUUGAUGAAGUGAGACGUCUUCUCUCCAUCCGCGAGAUCCACGACAUCCUCGAAGCCAACCCUGAGAAGUCCAAAUGGGUCUACGGAUGCAUGCGCGAUGUGCGCGGCGCUCUCGAGAACAUCACGCCGCACACGGAGCGCGUCGCUGGCGAUAUCCAGGACGGUCGCCGUAUCGGUGUCAGGCACCGCGUCUACUGGCUGCUCAGCGAGAAGGAGAAGCUGGAGAACAGAGAGAAGGAGCUCAACAUCGCGCAAGCCAGUCUCAGCGCGGUGCUCGGCUACUUGACUGCUCUGGAGCCGUACGAGGAGCCGCAUAAGCCCAAGUCCAAGAAGGAAACUCAUAUCGACAUCGACAUCCACCAGGAACCUCCCCAGCCUCAGGCCCAGCCUCAGCCUCAGCCGACGCACACAACGCACAUUGACCGGGAAGUCUGGGUCGAGCGUGACGGUGCGCCGCCUCGUCAUGUAGAGGAACACCGCGAUGUCUGGGUUGAGCGCGACCGUCAUCCUGCAGCCCACUACGAGGAGCGUCGCGACGUGUACAUCGAUGAGCGCGAGCGCGGACCUCAACACUACGACGACCGCGGUCCCGCUCCCCGUUACGACGCUCACUUUGAACACCAAGGCCGCGAUGCUCGUUACGAGACUCAGUAUGACGAGCGCUUCGAGCAGCAAGACCACUACCGCUCGCAGUACCCUAUUGAGACCCAAGGCAACUACAACCAGACCCGUCCCUUCCCUGAGCCCCUCGGCCGCCGCCCUGAAUCGUUCGAGGACCGUCUUCCCGAGCGCGACUCCUGGAUGCAGAGCAAUGCGCGCGCCAACCAACGCCCAGGUCAGUACGCCCCCCGUGGGUACGCCGAGUACGGUGCACCGCAACCCAUCGGCGCAGCCCAUUAUUCGCGUAGGUUUCAAGGAGACGCGGGCUUUGGCGACGAAGAAAUACUAAAUCCACAACCAGUGCCGUUGGACAGGCAGUACGCCGAACGUGAGGUGAGUGGUUACAACACUGGCUACCCGCCCCGUUACGGUAGCAAGCUCUAG
This is a messenger RNA of Alternaria postmessia, 1200 nucleotides long. RefSeq lists its product as uncharacterized. The record is from RefSeq and is a predicted model, not a curated record. The transcript has a single exon. NCBI's taxonomy places the organism in Eukaryota, Fungi, Ascomycota, Dothideomycetes, Pleosporales, Pleosporaceae. The coding region runs from base 1 to 1200 and encodes 399 amino acids.